Molecule: messenger RNA, 1500 nt
Organism: Papaver somniferum (opium poppy)
Lineage: Eukaryota; Viridiplantae; Streptophyta; Magnoliopsida; Ranunculales; Papaveraceae
Exons: 6
Coding region: 338-1291 (317 amino acids)
Source: RefSeq, a predicted model, not a curated record
UUCCAUCUAUGGUCUCUCGUUAUCUUUUCCUCGACCUCCUUUUAAUUCUCCUCUAAACCCCAUUCUAUAUUCAGCACCGAAUCAAAAUUUAAAAAUUCUAGGCAUUCGUUUCUUGGUGCUUUCAACUGAUCUGCAAUCAUAGAUAAGAUUUAGAUGUUUUUCUGUUUUUGUCAUAGUGUUUAUAAGCGGGUUUGGAGAAUAUUUGAGACUUGGGUAAGAAAUUAAUGUCCAGGAAAAAGAUGGUUUUUUUUUUUUUGCUGAAGAUCAAUAAAAGAAGUUUAGAGAAACAAAGGAUGCCCAUUCAACUGUUGGGUCGGAGAGAAGAUCUAUUUGUUGGAUGGGUCUGUCUGGUGGUAUUUCUUUGGCUUGGAAAAAAGGUGUGGACCUAGAAAUCAUGCAUACAUCUAGACAUAAUUUUCAUGCUAUCAUUCAUACUCAUUCACAAGAAUCGGAUUUUCUUUUGAGUUGUAUGUAUGGUUCUAAUAAUCCUCUUGAGUAUCAAGAACAAUGGCAGUACAUGCUUGAUAUGCAACCUUUUGUUGACUUACCCUGGAUAUUAUUGGGAGAUUUGAACUUUACGAUGUCAAACUCUGAGACUCAAAGUUCGUCUCAGCAUCCUCGUCAACAUUCUAGGAUGGUCAGACCUAUUAUUCAACAAUUAGGUCUUAUAGAUUUGGGCUUUUCGGGGUCUUCUACAACUUGGUCUAAUCACAGAACGGGACAAGAUUAUACAGCUGUUAGACUUGAUCGAGCACUGGUAAACGUUAUGUGGCUCAACUAUUAUUUUAUGGCUCAUCUCAUGCAUAUUCCGCAUGUGGCUUCAAAUCACUCUCCCAUCCUUUUGGCUACAUCAACAGAAUUUCAGAGUUGCAUUUCAGAUGAAGAAAACAAUAUGCUUUUGCAACUUCCCUCAGAGAAGAGAUCAAAGAUGUGGUGUUUUAAAUUAAGUCGUGGUUUUCACCUGGGAAUGAUGGAUUUCAGGCUGCCUUCUAUCAAAAAUGUUGGUCUACAGUUGGAACCGAGACGAUUGUCUGCUGUUUUUAGAAGCUUCUCCUCAUCAUCUUCGACAGCUUCAGCAUAUUCUUCAACAAUUCAGUACUGCUUCAGGUCCUCAAGUGACCAAAUGCCACAAUUCAGCAAAUGGAUCAAAUUCAACAGAAUUAUUGGUGGGCUAAAAAGAAGCAUUUCAUUGGAUGGUAUAAGAUUCUCCUUUUAUACAUGGAAUUGUUGCAACAAUGUGGCAUAUACGGAGAUACAGAUGUCAAGUUAUCUUUCAACAGGCACAGAUUAAUAUAAACUUUGUUUUACUUCCUAUGUUCAAGCAUCUUACUAGCAUUGCUUCAUCAUUAGUGUCUCAUCAGCAUGCUUGCCAUCCUAGACAGAUUAUAAGACAUUCACAUCAUUGGAACCCUACUCCACCAAACACUUUAAAAAUGAAUGUUGAUGCUUCAUAUCAUAAAAGUUUUUAUCUAUCUGGUAUUGUUGUGAUAAUUAGAACUU